GGGCAGCAGGCGAUGGCGGCGGCGGCGGCGGCGGGUCGGCUAGGCUGGUUGCUCGCCGCGCUCUGCCUGGGCAACGCCGCCGGAGAGGCGGCGUCGGGCCCGCGAGUGUUGGGUGUCUGUCUGGAAGAAGACGGAGCCGCGGACGCGGGGUGGGCGCGCGGAGGAGAGGUGCGGGACGCGUCGGAGGCCACCUUCCGCCUGCGCGUCUUCGGCUCGGGUUUGGCCAACAGCUCCUGGUCCUGGGUGGCCCCCGAGGGGGCGGGCUGCCCCGAGGGCGGGCCGGCCGCGGCGCCCGAGGAGGCGGUGGCCCCCACGGGCGAGUGGCGCGCGCUGCUGCGCCUGCGCGCCGAGGCCGCGCGCCCGCACUCGGCGCUGCUGGCGGUGCGCGGGGAGCCGGAUGGCUCGGCGGCCCAGGAGACGGCGGCCCCCACGGGCGAGUGGAGCGCGCUGCUGCGCCUGCGCGCCGAGGCUGUGCGCGUGGAGCCGGGCGGCGCGGCAGCUGAGGAGGCGGCGCCGCCCUGGGCGCUGGGCCUAGGGGCGGCGGGGCUGCUGGCUCUAGCGGCGCUGGCGCGGGGCCUGCAACUGAGCGCGCUGGCGCUGGCGCCCGCCGAGGUGCAGGUGCUGCGCGAGAGCGGCUCGGAGGCCGAGCGUGCGGCGGCGCGGCGCCUGGAGCCCACACGGCGCUGGGCCGGCUGCGCCCUGGGCGCGUUGUUGCUGCUGGCCAGCCUGGCGCAGACGGCGCUGGCGGUGCUGCUGUACCGCGCGGCCGGCCAGCGUGCGGUGCCCGCCGUGCUAGGCAGCGCGGGGCUCGUGUUCCUGGUGGGCGAGGUGGUGCCGGCCGCCGUGAGCGGGCGCUGGGCGUUGGCACUGGCGCCGCGCGCGCUGCUCCUCAGCCGCCUGGCCGUGCUGCUGACCCUGCCGGUGGCUUUGCCCGUGGGCCAGUUGCUGGAGCUGGCGGCGCGGCCCGGGAGGCUGCGCGAGCGCGUGCUGGAACUGGCGCGCGGGGGCGGCGACCCUUACAGCGAUCUCAGCAAAGGCGUGCUGCGCUGUCGGACCGUAGAGGACGUGCUUACUCCGCUCGAGGACUGCUUCAUGCUGGACGCCAGCGCCGUGCUGGACUUCGGCGUCCUGGCCAGCAUCAUGCAGAGCGGCUAUACGCGCAUCCCGGUGUACGAGGAGGAGCGCUCCAACAUCGUGGACAUGCUCUACCUCAAGGACUUGGCCUUCGUGGACCCCGAAGACUGCACACCACUCAGCACCAUCACCCGCUUUUACAACCAUCCACUCCACUUCGUCUUCAACGACACCAAGCUGGACGCUGUCCUGGAGGAGUUCAAACGAGGGAAGUCCCACCUGGCCAUCGUGCAGAGGGUGAACAACGAGGGUGAAGGUGACCCCUUCUACGAGGUGCUGGGCCUGGUCACCCUGGAGGACGUCAUUGAGGAGAUCAUCAAGUCUGAGAUCCUGGAUGAGUCUGAGGAUUACCGAGAUGCCACAGUGAGGAAGAAGCCUGCUUCUCUGAGUGCCCCUCUCAGGCGGAAAGAGGAAUUCUCCUUGUUCAAGGUGUCUGAUGAUGAAUAUAAAGUGAAAAUCUCGCCUCAGCUGCUCUUGGCCACCCAGCGCUUCCUGUCCCGAGGUAACUGGGAGCCCAGACUGGGGCCUCCCACUUGCUCAGAAACUAGGGAAGGGUCUGAGAAGAGGGAGGAUCAUCCAGAUACACACCCCCUGAAUAACUGGGGUUGCUGCUUUCUCCUUGUGCUCUCUUCGGCAGGAAAGUUCACCAGUCCCCAGUGUCCUCGCUCCAGUCCAUCCGCCAUGACCUGCAGUCUGAGCCAACCGAUGGUGGCCGCUUGUCUGCGUACUGUCCUGACUACACCGUGCGGGCCCUCUCCGACCUACAGUUCAUUAAGGUCACGCGGCUGCAGUACCUCAAUGCACUCCUGGCUACUCGAGCCCAGAACCUGCCACAGUCCCCGGAGAGCGCAGACCUCCAGGUCAUCCCAGGCAGCCAGAUCAGGCUCCUCGGUGACAAGACAGCCACAGCAGCAGGGCCCAACCACAGCAGACCUGGCCUCCCAGCGGAGGAGAGCCCUGGGCGGAACCCAGGGGUUUAACUGCUUGCCAGGCAGCCCCAGGUGUGGGCAAUGGACAAGCACGUGGGGAACUGGAGCGCCGAGGAGUAGCUUCCCGUCAGCCUGUCCCCAUCCCCUCCAGGCCACGUUUUAGAUGGCCCUUAUAGAUGUGGGUCCUGGGCUGUUCUCAGAACCAGACCUCAGUGCCAGGAGCCUUCAGCAGGUCCUGCCCUCCUUUAGGAAAUGGGGGUUAGCUGGGGCGCAGCCCUCCAGGCCUGCUUCUGAAGGGAAUGGAAAGAACACUGUCAUCUCCGGUCCCCAGGACCCAGCCUUCUCCCUGUGACAGUGCAGUGUAUUUAUACCUCUUUGGGCCAAGCCAUGAUGUGAGUGCACGAUUACUGUCUUUAUGUGGCCGUGACCUGUACUCACUUUGCUUUUAAUUUGCCAACUUUCUGCUGCCGGCAGCACUUUUUGAGCAAACCAAGAGCACUAGUUUUGGCUGGGGGUUCACAUCCAUGACCUUGGCCACAGUGAACUAUUUGGCUUCCCUUACAAUGCCAUGUUUCAAAGCACAUGCCCCUGCCUGUUGCGUGUGCCAAACCUAGAAGAAGCACGAUGACCCACAAGUAUGUCCCACUGUCCUGCUCCCUCCUGUGGAGGUUGCUUCUCUGAGCCCUGAGCUCAGAGCCCUGAGCAAGCAAGCUGGCCCCCAGUGGCACUGAGGAGUCCUGCUCUUUCUGCUUCUCAGCCUGUCUUGCUUAGUUGCCACUAACAGUAUUUGUCUUUUUCUGUGUUUUAAGAAGAGGUCAUACAUGGGAGGAAGGGGUCUGCUGCACCUAAUCCUUUCUUAGUUGCUGGAUCCCAGGGAGAUUAACAAACUGCUAGACCUGUUUUUGUACCUUCUUCCUAGGCCUCUGUGGAGAGCUGUAUGGCUGUAAUUUGCACGGAGAACACCAAGGGGGAGGAGGGAAGGUUGGUUAUACACCAGGCAGAUCCUCAUCCCCUUUCUUAAAAAAAAAAAAAAAAAAAA
Lynx canadensis (Canada lynx) is the source of this 3102-nucleotide messenger RNA. It is a transcript of the gene CNNM3, whose product is annotated as cyclin and CBS domain divalent metal cation transport mediator 3. Gene Ontology annotation, cellular component: plasma membrane. NCBI's taxonomy places the organism in Eukaryota, Metazoa, Chordata, Mammalia, Carnivora, Felidae. The transcript is spliced from 7 exons. The record is from RefSeq and is a predicted model, not a curated record. Bases 13 to 2226 code for a protein of 737 amino acids. Gene Ontology annotation, molecular function: transmembrane transporter activity. Gene Ontology annotation, biological process: magnesium ion homeostasis; transport.